AUGCCAACUAUUAAGUUAUAUGUAGGAAAUUUGGUAGAAAAUUUAGCCAAGCCUGACUUAGAAGCCUUGUUUAGUGAAUAUGGACAAGUUACAGAAUGUGCUAUAAUUGGAAAUUAUGGAUUUGUGCAUUAUGAUAAUGAAGACUCUGGGAAGGCAGCUGUAAGUGCUCUAAAUGGUUCUCAGUUUAUGGGAAGAAGUUUGAAGGUGGAAAUAUCUAGAAGUAAAUCAACUAAGAUAUUUGUUGGUGACCUACCAGAGGGUACGACAAAAGAACAGCUAGAAACAUUGUUCAAUUCUUAUGGUAUUAUAGUAGAAUGUGAUGUCAUAAGAAAUUAUGGAUUUGUGCACUUUGCAACAGAAGAACAGGCCAGCUUGGCUUGUAAAUUAAAUGGUGAAAAUUAUAAAGGAAAUAUAUUACGAGUUGAAAUCUCCAGUAGUAAAAUGAGACAGAAACCAGGUAUGGGUGGUAGAGAUGGUUGUUUUAAAUGUGGUAGAUAUGGUCAUUGGUGA
Messenger RNA from Lottia gigantea (owl limpet), 510 nucleotides. RefSeq lists its product as hypothetical. The coding region runs from base 1 to 510 and encodes 169 amino acids. The record is from RefSeq and is a predicted model, not a curated record. Gene Ontology annotation, cellular component: cytosol. The transcript has 4 exons. Gene Ontology annotation, molecular function: mRNA binding. NCBI's taxonomy places the organism in Eukaryota, Metazoa, Mollusca, Gastropoda, Lottiidae.